AUGCGCGGCCGCGGGCAUCCCAAGAUGAAUGCCUGCCAGGGUGCAUUUCAUGCAGGCGACAUGUUCAUGCCCUGGUUCUUGUUCGACAUGCACACACCCCUCCCCGGUCGAAUCUGCAGCAAGAGGGCCACCGAGACUUAUUGCUUCGGCCAAACAGACACAACACACGGUCAACCAUGGUUCAUCUUGAACACUUUUCCCCCAGACCUAGUUAGCGCCCUGCCUAGCAAAAAGAACUCCACCAACCGCGAUAACCAAACGUUCCCAACUAGUUAG
Cordyceps militaris CM01 is the source of this 276-nucleotide messenger RNA. RefSeq lists its product as uncharacterized. The transcript has 2 exons. Bases 1 to 276 code for a protein of 91 amino acids. The record is from RefSeq and is a predicted model, not a curated record. NCBI's taxonomy places the organism in Eukaryota, Fungi, Ascomycota, Sordariomycetes, Hypocreales, Cordycipitaceae.